AAUAAGGUCUAUAAUAAGGCCCAGUUAACAUAUUUGGUCAACUCUAUAUCGGAAAAUCCUAACAUAGGAAAAAGAUUUCAGAAGGAGAAUAAGGAACGUGUUAAUACAUAUUGGAAGAAGUUGCAUGAAUCCCUCAACAGCAUGGGGCCACCACUGAAAUCAAUUGCAGAAUGGAAAAGGAUUGGAUAGACCAGAAAUGAUAUGUUCGGAAAAAGGCUGUCCAGAAUGCGCCAAAAAAAAAAAAAAAAGACCGGCGGAGGACUGUGUAAAGAGUAUACUUUCUCUGUUCUGGAAUAGUCCAUUUUGAAUUUAACAGCGACAAUGGAAAGCGUGAAAGGUAUAUAUGGUGGCAGGGUUUUUGGUUUUUUGAAUAAUAGCGUUGACGGCAAAAGUAUCAUUAAAAUACCAACGGAAAAUAUAAGUACAACGCCUGCUCACAAACCGAAACGACAAACACAGAAAACAACUAAUACUUCUGAACUACCGAAUAUGGAACUGCAAAUACAAAAAGAAAUAUGUGCUAACUUAAGUAAAUUCGGAGUGAACACUAAAUAGAAAUACAGACAGAAUUAAGGAAUUUAAAAGAAGGCAUUACUCAUUUUCAAAGAAAUCAAGUAAUUUACUAACAGAAACAAAACGUCACACUGUACAGAUUGAACGCUUCUGAAAACUAGAAAUAGAAAAUAAACGUACGCCUCAAUACUACUACAUUUUACGUUUGCGCUGCACAAACAUUGCUAUAGAUUUUCGCUGCCAUGUACGCUGAACAAAUUUCUACUAUUUUUUUUUUAAAUUUACAUUCAGGGAAAAAAAUUAUUGGCAAAUUUGGAAAAAAUAUCAGAAAUGUUUAUUGAAUUCUUUUUCUGUAAUACUUGAAAAUUUAUAAAGUCGUUGCCUAAAUGGCUCGUUUCGAUAAUACAUCAUCAAUAUUGAUUCCCCCUUUAUACUCCUAAAUGCGUAGAAGAUCGGAAAGACGUUGGUCAGAAAGCGUGUUUCUUUGCUUAUUUUGAAUUAAUUUGAAAGUGGAAAAUUCCCGUUCAUCAGUUUCAAAAAAAAAAAAUAAUAAUAAACAUUUUAAAAAUUCGAGGUGUUUCUGUCAGUGUACUAAAUGCCGAUUCUUUGUGUUGACCUAGCGUUGUUUUAUAUAAACCUCUUCGUUCUUUUUAAUUUUUC
Bactrocera latifrons is the source of this 1173-nucleotide messenger RNA. RefSeq lists its product as uncharacterized. The record is from RefSeq and is a predicted model, not a curated record. The annotation marks the transcript as partial. NCBI's taxonomy places the organism in Eukaryota, Metazoa, Arthropoda, Insecta, Diptera, Tephritidae. The transcript has 2 exons.